AUCUAGCUUUUACUUCCCUCGCAUACUGCGUUGCCAUUUCUCAUGUUUCUAUUCUGCUUGCAACGGAAAGUGGCGCAUCUUCGACUCAACACCGCUCGCCUCGUGGUCUUCGCAGCGCACGCUAAGAGAGCCUCAAAUGCCAGGAUGUCGUCUGCCAUGAGUGACAGUCGGAUGCUGUUGAGAUGGAAUCUCACGAAGGAAGACAUUCAGAGGGAAGCGAAUGAUCUAAUGCGAGUGUCGAGGUCCGCCUUCAAUUCAGUGGGCAGCCUGAAACGCGAAGACGUGACGUUCGAUCGAACAGUGAAGAUUUUAGCCGAUAAUAAGGCGUGGUACGACACGAGAAGGUCGAUGCUGGAUUUUCUUCAACAUGUUUCUACUGACAAGGAGAUAAGAGAAGUGAGUACUGAAGCUGAUAAGCAACUCUCAGAGUUUGAUGUGGAGAUGAGCAUGAGGCAGGACGUUUUCGAUUCUCUUGUGGCUUUCAAGGAAACGGCUCCAGCCCUUGCACCAGAAGCUGAAAGAUACCUUAAUAGAAUGAUUGUUAAUGGAAGACGGAAUGGGUUACACUUAUCGCCAGAAAAGCAGGCAAAAGUGAAGGAAAUCAAAACAAAACUGAGCGACUUGUCCAUCACGUUCACUAAGAACCUCGGCGAAGAGAACACAACGUUACGAUUUGUCGAAGACGAUUUGGAUGGACUUCCUGCUGACUUUGUGAAGAGUUUGAAAAGAACUGAUGAUGGCAACCAGUAUGAAGUAACCCUCAAAUAUCCACACUAUUUUCCUUUUAUGAAGCAUGCAAAGAGGGCGGAAUCUCGAAGGAGGCUUAAUGUUGCAUUUCUGUCUAGAUGUAAAGAUGAGAAUACAAAGAUUUUGCAAGAGCUUGUUGAACUAAGGAAGGAGAUGGCUGACACUCUAGGUUACCCUACUCAUGCAAGUUACAUUACUGAGCUUCGAAUGGCUAAGACUGUUGAGACGGUGGAUAAGUUUUUGACUGAACUUGCUGGUCAGAUGAAGCCAUUGAGAGAUAGAGAUCUGGAUGUGUUUAGAGAGUACAAGGAGGCGGAGUGCACAGAGCAAGGCCACAAAUAUGACAACCAAAUAAACAACUGGGACAUGCGAUACUACAUGGAGAGAGUCCAAGAGAGACAAUACAGCGUUGAUCAGGAAAAACUUAAAGAGUAUUUCCCACUCAACAUCGUGACAACCGGUUUGCUGGCCAUUUAUCAAGAGCUGCUGAACUUGAAAUUCAGUGCAGUGUCAGGUGCUGAGGUUUGGCAUGAGGAUGUCACUAUGUACAGUGUAACUGAUGCUAAAAGUGAUGAGUUGAUGGGUUGGUUCUAUCUUGAUUUGCAUCCGAGAGAAGGGAAGUUUGGACAUGCUGCCUGCUUUGGCUUGCAACCCAGCUGUCUACUUCCUGAUGGCACGAGGCAACCAGCUGUAGCUGCAAUGGUAGCAAACUUUACGAAGCCGACAGUUGAUCACCCAGCACUUCUACUACACGACGAGGUGGAGACAUUCUUUCACGAGUUUGGUCACGUGAUGCACCAGAUUUGUGCUCAAGCAGACUACGCCCUCUUCAGCGGCACAAGUGUUGAGCGAGACUUUGUAGAGGCUCCAUCUCAAAUGCUAGAAAAUUGGUGUUGGGAGAAAGAGUCUCUGAGACGGAUGUCAAGCCACUACAAGGACGGCUCACCAAUUCCUGAGGAAUUGCUUGACAAAUUGAUUGCUUCACGUAUAGCAAACAGUGGGGUUUUUAACUGCCGGCAGUUGACGUUUGCCUUGUUUGAUCAAGCAAUACACAGUAGAGCCAACGUUGAUAUCGUUGAAACGUAUGCCCAGUUUACCAAAGAUAUACUCGGAAUUGAAGCAACUCCUGGUACGUCAUUUCCUGCGACAUUUGGUCAUCUUGCUGGCGGCUACGAUGCACAAUACUAUGGAUACUUGUGGAGUGAAGUCUUCUCUGCCGAUAUGUUUCAUUCGAGAUUUAAAUCCGAGGGUAUAAUGAAUCCAGCGACUGGUGCGGAUUACAGGAGGUGCAUUCUGCGGCCGGGAGGAUCGAAGGACGGGAUGGACAUGCUGAAGGACUUUCUUGGUCGUGAACCGAGUCAGGAAGCGUUUUAUGUCAGUAAGGGACUGACAGUCUGAUGGAUGGCGAUCGGACUGUAUGAGCUAUGCUGUUGCCGUUAUGUCGUCAACUUGCAAAGUGUGCUCUUUAGAAACGCGUGGAAUUGAAGGUAUUUAGUUGAUUUACUAAAACUAUGCAUUCAGAUGCCCAAUGGGCUAUGAAAAACA
Messenger RNA from Corticium candelabrum, 2292 nucleotides. RefSeq names its product thimet oligopeptidase-like. Gene Ontology annotation, molecular function: metalloendopeptidase activity. Lineage: Eukaryota; Metazoa; Porifera; Homoscleromorpha; Homosclerophorida; Plakinidae. Gene Ontology annotation, cellular component: mitochondrial intermembrane space. Gene Ontology annotation, biological process: proteolysis; peptide metabolic process. The record is from RefSeq and is a predicted model, not a curated record. The transcript has 22 exons. The coding region runs from base 43 to 2145 and encodes 700 amino acids.